AGAAAAUGGGAGAGAAGCACAUUGACUAUAUGAUCAUGACCCACCAGCUGCGCUCACUCAACAUCCAUGCCACGCCUUUGAUGAUUGCUUCCGAGCUGCACAAGUUGAAGAAACUACUGGAUCACGUCACUGAGCACUUACAAUCCGUCGUCACGGCUUCGCAGAAAGGAUCUGCCGAUCACGAGGUUCUCUCGGACCAAUAUCAUAGCGUUUUCACGCAUUUGGAUGAGAUUUGCGGGUUUCUGAAAACGCUGAAUCAGCAAGUGAAGAUCGAAGAUCGUGUCGACUACUUUCUCGAAGCCUUUCAGGUUUCACUUGACAAGUUUCAUCUGAAAGCUCAAGAACUUUUCUGCCCGGUCGAUUAUAUCCGUCUCGAUCUAGUACAUGUCGGCAAACAGCAACAACAGCAAACGAUAGUCUACGCUGCUACAAUCCGCCAGCCCAAAUUGCAUUCAAAUAUCAACGAUGGCUGUCUACUGCAUCAGGGCUUUCUAUGGAAACGGAACGGCUCUUUGGAGACACGUUUCUGGGCCCUACUCUUUACCGACUCUCUGCUGCUCACCCACGUGAACAAUGGCGUUCAUUUCGUGGAGGAAGAGCCUAUCCUGCUGUGCAACAUGGUCCGUCUCCUGGCUGCUGAGAAUCAGUUGAAUCCGUCUUUUCGUUUGGUGUAUCGAGCGACAGACAAAACACGCAUCGGCAAAGUAUCAGUUUAUCUCGGCUGUUCUACUGUCACGAUGCGAGCUGAAGGCCGAACGCAGAAGCUUACGUGGGUCGAUCUCAUCCGUCGUCAAAUGGAUGAAUUGCAGAACCGGGAACAUUGUUGGAACGCGGCCAGUUUGUGCGAUAAGAACGAGAUAGGGGAACACCGGCAGGGGCAGGACAACAACAGCAACCGAAGCGGACGAGGAAAUGCCAUAGGAAUAUUGCGGCGCGUUCGUCGCUGCCUAUCUACAGGCGCUAUCUCGAUUCCGGCGUCGAUGACGUUAGCGCGAUCGUCGUCGACGUUGCCCCCAAAGACGACAAUCGCGACGACUUUCUACCAGAGCUAUUCUUGCGACGAUCUUUACUUGGUCUCCGACUUGACACCUGGCAAAUUCAAUUCAAGCGAAACCAUUACCGAGCAAGAGCACGAAUUCGCCGCUGCAGACGAACACCAACAGCCGGAUGUGGAAGCUUCUGGGCUUGUGUUUCACGACAUCAGCCUUGGCAAUCCAGUUGAUGUGGACAAGAGUAGCAACGUAAGCAUCGAAUUUGUGAACUUGAACGCUGAACCCAUCAACGAACAGAACGAACGUCACAACUUUGCAGAACGUUUACGACUGCGACUGUUUAGUCACACAAUUGGCAACGGAUCGAAGGAAAAAAUUGCCCGAACAGUCGUCAAGGGAAAAAACAGUGGCGGUGGCGUCGGCGUCGAUACAUGCCCAACGGGAGGAGAGGAACACGGACCAGGUCGUCAGCGUGUCGGUGCCCAAUCGGAUUCAGUUCUCCAUGUGCCGCACCGCACUGCAGACCGCAUCCAUAGCUGGACUGCCCGUCUCUGCUGCACAUUGUUCGACUGUAAAUCCAAUCAAACAUCAGAGAUUGCGUCCGCCACAAUUUGUUUGGAGAAAACUGAAAACGAACAUCAACAGCCGAUUAGGGUUCGCUCACCGAAAGCCAACACAUUCCAAUCAGUACUGGGUACCAUAACAGAGGACGACGGUGCUGAGAAUUGUAAAAUGCGACAGUUCCAGUCGGCGACGAAUACGGACGAGCGGCAUGCUUUACACAGCACAGGUGACAGCACAGAAACAAGUCCCAGUUGGGCGUCGGCGACGUCCAGUGCCAUGGAAACGCCCAACGGCGUCGACCAACCACUUGCCUUUGAUUUCAGCCGAAAAUGUGAAUUAAAUUCUGACGGACGCCAGCAACUCGUCUUACCGAAAUGCAGGGUUGUUGCUUCCAGUCGAUCCAGCUCCACCACAAGGACUGCUAUUGGCUCAAUACCGGUCUCUUACAGUAUGCCGACUACGCCAGAAAUGUCGGAAGCCUCGCCGUCUCCUCGUCAAGUCUCUGCCGGUUUCUUUCGGUUCCCGUUCGUUGGCAACGCCAGUCCUCGUCGGUUCAGGAGUCGGGCAAUGUCUGCUGAAAGUAAUUCGGAAGAAAUUGGUCCGUCGGUGGUGGUCGGAUCAUCUUCUCCUCCAUCUGGUGGCUACACGCACCACCACCAGUCACGCCACGAAAACCCGGAUCCUUCGAUCCCGGUUCAAUCUACUCAGCAGACGGACAAGCGACUUCGUUUCCCGCGUUUCCUUCGGCGCACGCACAGCGCUUCGGCCAGCACGGAAGCUCCGCCCUAUGCUCUAUUUCUGCGAACCAAACGAAUGGUGAGCAAAACCCGUUCGGCUGAUCUAACUGUCGCUGCCGGCCCUAACGAAGUGUUCAGCAGCGUCGACGAUGCCGCAUCUGGAACAAUGGCCAGCAGGAAAACUCGACUAUCUGAAAUGCGACUCCGCCUAGGAUUUCUACGCCGAAGAAGCACAGAGUCCGCGUUAUCGGCACGGCCAUCGCCGGAAGAGGCGCGAAAAUGGUCGGAAUCCUUUUCCGCUCUUAUGGCAUCGAAAUACGGAGCCGCCCUUUACCGCGCCUUUUUACUCCGCGAAUUCAGCAAUGAAAACCUGGAAUUUUGGCUAGCUUGCGAAGAGUAUAAAAACUCUAAACCGCAAAAACUUUCCGCUAGAGCGCAAAAAAUCUACAAUGAUUUUGUGGCCGUUCAAGCAACCAAAGAAGUCAAUUUGGAUGCCGAAACGAGGCUCAUCACAUUGACCAAUGUUCAAUCGAAUAACCCAGACCUUCAUGCGUUUGACCGCGCUCAAAGGCGAAUCCAACACAUGAUGGAGCGCGAUUCUUAUUUACGCUUUCUCCAGUCGGAACUUUUUCUUGAGCUUCUCCACCCGGAACGCUAUCCAGCAUCUUCCGGUGACGUUUCAGACAAGUCAUCUUCAGCUCCGUAAAAAAACAAAACAACAACAGGAAAAAAAAAAGGCACCAGCUACAGCUAGCCCACCAACCCAAACAAACAAAUAGAGCGCUGUAGAGGCUGGAAAACCGGGCACUGAACCGAUGCAAGAGAAAGAAUACUUUUUUGUUUUAUUUUUGGUUUUGGUUGGCUUUCGCCCCUUUGGCGUCAUCGUCCGUCACGUUCUAUUUUCGAAUCGUAUCUUCUCACAGCAGAGCUGUACUGUGAUAUUACUGCUCCCGUGUCCUGGUUCUGCAACCCUUCAUUUUUAUGGUUACCCCUCUUUUCGUUUCCCCGAUAUUUAUUUACUGGAAAGAAAAACAGCGGUGUCCACUAAUGUACAUAAAGACAGACGUAUUAUCGUAAUUCCUUUUUGGAAUGGCAGUGCUGACUCAGAAGACUCGUUGACCAAAGGGUCUAAACGGACUAACCAAAUGUUUCGCAAUUUUUUCAACCAGUUUUCCUUUUCAUUUUUUGUUGUUGUUAAAUUCGAUUUUUUCAAAUGUUGACUUUCAACAACACGAAUCACUCGCAGACACACACGGGAAAGGAAAAGAAACUAUUCGAAACACCUACAUAACGAAUCCGGAUAUCCGGAUAGAUCUCCUGUUUUCGUCACUUUUCAACGCCGACUCCCGCUCCCGAUUUUUCGAUUUUCCGAAACCCAAUUGAGCUGUGCUGCUGUUGGCUUGGGGCGAUUCGCGAGUCUGAUGACGUCACUUGAGCCCUAUAUACCGUCAUAUUGUCUUAAAAUGCAUACAUCUAUAUACAGUCUAGAUGCAGUAUAUAUUUAUCAAACGCUUUGCUUUCGUAAUUACUGAUGAUGUGUGUUACUAUAUUUUGUGUCCGAUGGUCGAAAGAAUUUAGGGCACCAUUCCAUGAUGCCGUUACAACUAGUCGUCUCACUAGCACCUAACCAAACAUCAUUUCUCGCCAACGUCUUCUUUUUAUUUAUUAAAGAAUGAGGCUAGAACAGCUGUUAAUUUUUUCAUAUCGAUGACCCCCCACAUCCCCUUGCUCCACCCCAAAAAAACAACCAUCCCGAUGCUAGUACUGAUGUCUGUUUUGUCCAAGUUCGUUUCUUUUUCUAGUCUGAUGAACUGCGUUUUUGCUACCACAAUUUGAUACAAAGACGGAUACACUGAAUCACCUCGAUCAGUUAUUGAAAAAUUUGAAUUCUAAAUAAAUGAAUAAAUUUAUAUAUCUAUACAUGCAUACCUUGUAUCCAUCAUGUAAGUAAUAAAAAUGUCUUGACGAGAUUGCAAUUUAA
Messenger RNA from Daphnia carinata, 4274 nucleotides. RefSeq lists its product as uncharacterized. The record is from RefSeq and is a predicted model, not a curated record. The coding region runs from base 6 to 2999 and encodes 997 amino acids. The transcript has 20 exons. Lineage: Eukaryota; Metazoa; Arthropoda; Branchiopoda; Diplostraca; Daphniidae.